Phalacrocorax carbo (great cormorant) is the source of this 681-nucleotide messenger RNA. Lineage: Eukaryota; Metazoa; Chordata; Aves; Suliformes; Phalacrocoracidae. The record is from RefSeq and is a predicted model, not a curated record.
AUGGGGUCGACAGGGUACUGGCAGGGGCAUGAUGGAGCAGGCAAAGCGCAGCAGGAUGAGGCCCAUGAAAAGAGGGUGGGAACCUGCGGGAUCCAGGCCAGCCUGUGCCCCUGGAGAUUAGUGCAGAAGUUUGUGGCACUGCAGGACACGCAGCACAACCUCCUGGUCUUUGGCUCCAUCCUGAACAAGCACUGGAUCCUCAGUGCCGCAUACAGCCUGCAGAGCAGACAGCAGGUGCUGGCCAUGGUUGGACUGAGCACCAUGAAGAGGCAAUGGGAGGACCAGCCCCAGUAUUCAAUCAGCUCUGUCAUCCCCCUCAAGGUCUUUGAUGAGGUGACACUCUACAACAACAUUGGUCUGCUCAGGACAGCUGCCCCACUGGAGUUCAGCAGUGUCUUUCAGCCCAUCUGCUUCCCCCACGGGAGCCUCUCUGCCUUGGACCUCAUGAACUGCUGGGGUGAUGCUGGCAACCCUGUCAUGUGCCAGAUUAGUGGGCCUGAGAAAUGGGUCCUGAAAGGCGUUCUCAGUGAGGGUGGCAUGAGAUGCUACGGACCAUUCCUGUACACCCCAGUGUCCUACUACAGCGACUGGAUCUUGGCCACCUCCGAGAGGACAGGACCUCCUGCAUUCCCCACACUAGUCAGGGCACAAGCUGAUCCACAGGCUCCACCCGAAGACUAG